Messenger RNA from Staurois parvus, 1305 nucleotides. Lineage: Eukaryota; Metazoa; Chordata; Amphibia; Anura; Ranidae. The record is from the annotation of a GenBank genome assembly.
AUGUGGCCACAGUUAUUCUUUUUUUUUUCUGUUCCAGAUGGACGAUACAUCAGGAAUAACACAAAGCAGAAUUACGUUCCUUUCCCAGACGGGGAACAAGAAGACGACAAGGUCACAGCUGGUUCUUCAUUAGUAAACCCCACCAUCGCAGGACUCUACAGAAUUUUCUCAUGCUCUGCCUGUGGUCAAUGUUUUAACGACCGAGCAGAGUUCAGGUCACACCAGAAAAGCCACGCGGGCGAGCGGACUUAUCCGUGUUCUGAGUGCGGAAAAAGUUUCACCCGCAGAGAGAAUCUUAAACUACACCAGAGAUCUCACACGGGGAUCAGGCCCUUCUCCUGUGCCGAGUGCGGGAGAGAAAAUCUCAUCAUACAUCAACGAUCGCACACGGGGCUGAAGCCGUUUCCCUGCGCCGAGUGCGGGAAAUGUUUUGCCCGGAGAGAAAAGCUCAUCUACCAUCAGAGGUCUCACACCGGGGAAAAGCCAUUUUCCUGUUCCGAAUGCAGCAAAAGUUUUACCCGGAGAGAAAACCUUCUCCUACAUCUGAGGUCGCACCCGGGGGUGAAGCCAUUUUCCUGUACGGAAUGCGAGGAGCGUUUUACCGAAAAGGAAGAACUUCUUUCGCACCAGAAGCGUCACAUAGAAGAGAAGCCAUAUUCAUGUUCGGCAUGUGGGACUCGCUUUGACCAGAGAGCCGACCUUGUUUCACAUGAAAGAACUCACGCCGGGCUGAAGAAGUUUUCCUGCAGCGAAUGCAGCAAAUGUUUCGGCAAAAGAUCUAAUCUGGUUAGACACCAAAGAAGUCACUCGGGCGAGAGACCGUUUUCAUGUGCAAUCUGCGGGAAAUGCUUUACAUGGCGAGACAAGCUGAUCUCCCAUCAGAGGUCUCACACGGGUUUCAAACCGUUCACGUGUCCAGUGUGCGGGAAGUGUUUUAGCCAAAGAGCCCAUCUCGUUUUGCACGAAAGGACUCACACGGGGGAGAAGCCAUUCUCCUGCAGCGAAUGCGGGAGGUGUUUUGCUGAAAGCUCAAACCUUACUAAACACCAGAGGACCCACUCGGGGCUGAAGCCAUAUUCGUGUUCGGAAUGCGGCAAAUGUUUUUCCAGCAAAUCCAAUCUGAUCGCGCACGAAAAUGUUCAUAAGGGGGACAAGCCGCUUUCCUGUUCCGAAUGCGGGAAAAGUUUUUCUCGCAAAUCAAAUCUUGUCGCGCAUGAAAAUGUUCAUAAGGGGACAACAAGCCAUAUUCGUGUUCCGAAUGCGGAAAAUGUUUUUUUCUCGGAAAUCGUAUCUGAUGAGACAUGA